AUGCUUGUUGCAAUACGUGUUUCCAUCAUUCUUCAGCCAUCGUCUCAACAGCUUCAAUUCUCUAUGAAACUGUUUUCAUCAUACCCAGGUGCUUGUUGGGCGUUUGCGCUGGUGGCGAGCGUGGAAGCUGCAUACGGCAUUGCAACGAAUGCAGAGGCGCCGCAGCUGUCAGUGGAGUCACUCUUUGCAGCCAUGGGGCUCACCUCCGAAGUUGACAAGUGCAGCACGGGGGGCUCCCCCACCGAGGCGUUUGAAAGGCUUCUCAUGCUGCCGCGCGGUGGAAUCACCGAGGCUGGAUCGGCUGGAGUGGAGUGGGGCGACCGGGGCCACAUGCGCAUGGACAUUCAGGGAGGGGAUGGCGUGUGUGGCAUCAACGUGCUGCCUGGCAUCUACCCCAUAGUCAAGAUGGACGUGUGUGGGUCUGACUUAAAGAACCCCUGCUACGUGGGAGCAUGCAUCAACGAUGGCAAGGGCUCCUACUCCUGCAUCUGCCCUCCCAACUACGUUGCCAGCACAACAAUUGAUAACUUCCCCACCUGCGACCCAGCCAACGUCACAGCCAGCACCCUGGCAGUGAGUGGGAGCAACUGGUGGUGCUCCGAUGUUCUCUCUAUUGUGGGCCUCUCACUUGCCCAAUUCACACAGCAGAAUGUGGUAAGCAGUGGAGAUGGAGAGGCUGGAAGAGUGGAGAGGCAGGGCAUUGACUGCAAUCAUGCAUUGCCUCGUAACGUGGUGCUUCAGCUGGGAAGUCCUCUCCUCGUUCCCUGCACUGCGUUCUUCUACACCCUCAGUGGCGACACAUGCUGGUCCAUCAGCGCCCAGCUGUUCCUCACCACCAGCAACCUCACGGCACUCAAUCCCGGCAUCGACUGCUCUGAGCCCAUCAAGGCAGGCCGCUCUCUGUGCAUCGAGCGCAACGCCACCUUCGCUUACACUGUGCCUCGGUGCCUGCAAAACGGCGUGCUUACAGCACAGGACACGUGUGAGCGUCUGCUGCUGCAGGUGGCGGGGAGUGAGGACGACCCAAUGGGGGAUGCGAAGGAGAAUGCUAUGCGCUGGGCUGAGCUGUACCGCAACAAUCCUGGCCUCAUCUGCUCGAGUGUCAUCCCGGUCUCCGCCUCUGCUGUUGGCAGCAGCACUGGUGUGCAGGUGAGGGGUGGAUGGGAACCGGUUUGGGGGCACAAGAGAUGGGAAGGAUAUGGAGGGAAAAUUGGUGGGUGA
Closterium sp. Yama58-4 is the source of this 1221-nucleotide messenger RNA. Lineage: Eukaryota; Viridiplantae; Streptophyta; Zygnematophyceae; Desmidiales; Closteriaceae. The record is from the annotation of a GenBank genome assembly.